AGGACAAGGGUGAUCUAACCAGUCGGACUGGUGCAGACAUUGCUGCUCUUUCAACUCAGAGCUCUCAGGGACACAGGGUCCAAGGGAAAUAAAAACACAGGGUGUCUUUGUUAGGCCAGAUAUUCCUUUGCUGUAAGCAUUGCCAAGAUGAGAUUGCACAUGACGGAAUUCAUCUUCACCCUCUUUCUUUUAGCUGGAACUGCAGUUUCAAUAGACUUUGUGCAUCAUCGGUAUUCGGAAAUGGUACAGGUCCUCUUCAGAGUGCAGAACGAUUGUCCAUACAUCACUAGGAUUUACAGCAUUGGCCACAGUGUUCAAAGAAGACAGCUCUAUGUCUUGGAAUUUAGUGAUAACCCAGGAAUCCAUGAGCCUUUGGAGCCUGAAUUCAAAUAUGUUGGAAACAUGCAUGGGAAUGAAGUUCUAGGAAGAGAACUACUGUUGCAGCUGGCUGAAUUCCUGUGUGAGGAAUAUCGAAUGGGAAAUGAACGCAUUACUCGGCUUAUCCAGGAGACACGAAUACACAUCAUGCCAUCCAUGAACCCUGACGGCUACGAAGUGGCUGCAGAUCAGGGCCCAGAUGCUAACGGUUACCUGACUGGGAGAAACAACGUCCAUUAUAUUGACCUGAAUAGGAACUUUCCAGAUCUUAACUCUGUGCUGUACUACAAUGAAAAAAAUGGAGGACCCAACCAUCACAUCCAGCUGCCAGACAACUGGGAGAAAACGGUCGAGCCAGAGACUCGAGCUGUGAUCAAAUGGAUGCAGAGUUAUAAUUUUGUUCUGUCUGCCAACCUUCAUGGAGGCGCUGUAGUCGCCAACUACCCUUUCGACAAGUCUCGAGAGCGUGUUCGUUAUCCAAAGACAAGCUAUGCUGCCACCCCAGAUGAUUCACUCUUUCAAAAGUUAGCCAAAACCUAUUCCUUCGCACAUGGCUGGAUGCACCAAGGUUGGAACUGUGGAGAUUACUUUGAGAAUGGUAUUACAAACGGGGCGCGCUGGUAUUCUCUGUCAAAAGGGAUGCAGGAUUUUAAUUACCUUCAUACAAACUGCUUUGAGAUUACGUUGGAGCUGAGUUGCAACAAGUUUCCUCGAACGGAGCAAUUGGAACACGAAUGGCUAGCAAAUCGUGAGGCCCUCAUCUCGUACCUUGAGGAGAUUCACCAGGGGAUCAAAGGAAUGGUAUAUGAUGAAAACAACAAUGUUAUUGGAGGUGCCGUGAUCUCAGUAAAAGAAAUUCACCACGAUAUUACAUCUGGCAUGGAAGGGGAUUAUUUUCGACUACUCCUGCCUGGUACAUAUACCGUCACUGCCUCAGCACCUGGAUACUACAGCAAAACUGAAAGUGUGACAGUUGGGCCUGCAGGACCCACACAGGUAAAUUUCCACCUGAAAGAAGUGAAAUGCCUACCAAAAGAAGGACACACAUGCUUAAAACAGAUCGACAAGAAAAUAUUCCCCCGAUCAGUAACUGACAGCUAAUAUCUCUAAAACUGGAAAGGAUAUUGGAAAAAAAAGUGUCUCUCAGUACAGGACUUAAGAGACAGUCUUUGCUAAAAAUUACUACACUGUUUAAUUAAUUAAGAUGAAAUGGCUACAGAUGUUUGUAUUUUAAAAACUAUUUACUAUUUUGCACAUUGUGAAUGGUACCAUGAAUGCUUGACUAGUACUACAUUUUGGGGUUUUACACUACAUGUAAAUAAGCAAAGUGUCACAGCCAUUAAUGAGUGAAUAUUUAUGGCCUAACAAAUGUAUAUAUUUGCACAUUUAAGUAUGAAGAAACUACAGAGUGAGACAGACGGACAGUACUGGUCAGACUUAGAGAACUUUGACUGCAUUAAGUGAAGAAUAUUUAUUAGGAUGGUAGGUAGAACAAACCAAAUGUGAAACAGCAAAUUGACUGAAAGAGAGUUAAUACUGAUUUGUUAAUUUUUAUCUGACUAGAAGGAUAUAUUUAAUUCAUGAGAGGGUUAACAUCUGAUAUUCUAGACAUUUUUGUUUUCAACUGGUCUAUUAUCGGUUUACUAUUAAAAUUUCGAACGGCACUCCGUCGACUGUGCUAUAGUCGGCAACGGAAGUUCGAAAACGUCGAA
Messenger RNA from Protopterus annectens (West African lungfish), 2090 nucleotides. It is a transcript of the gene CPN1, whose product is annotated as carboxypeptidase N subunit 1. Gene Ontology annotation, biological process: proteolysis. Lineage: Eukaryota; Metazoa; Chordata; Ceratodontiformes; Protopteridae. Gene Ontology annotation, molecular function: metallocarboxypeptidase activity; zinc ion binding. The transcript is spliced from 9 exons. Bases 148 to 1479 code for a protein of 443 amino acids. The record is from RefSeq and is a predicted model, not a curated record.